UUCCUUUUUUUUUUAUUUCUUUUUCUUUUACAUGAGAUUACUGAUCGAUACAAGACAACAGGAUAUUAAUUUUCAAUAUCGAAAAUUAUCAACUGUGAUAUCAUCGAACACACUAAUUAUUCACGAUACUCGAUUACUUUUCAUUUAAUCGAAGCCCAAAGUCAGCCGCAAACCCGAUUCAUCUCAAUUUCUCCAAACACAACAAUUAACCACUCUCCAUCAAUCCUCCCCUCUAUACAAAUAAGCACCCACCUCCUCCCUCCAUUUUCUUCUUCAUCUUCUUUCAAAUUGGGUUUAAUCGUCCCAUUCCGUCAUCUUAUUCCAACUCGAUCGAAUGGUAACCGAUCGUCGCCACCUCCUCCACUUGUAGUAUCAAUUAGUAUCGAUGAUUACUAUCUCUGCAUUAUUCAUCCCUUCGCAUCUGACCCGCUAAUUAAAUCGCACAGAUCUCAUGUAAUAUCCUUAACAAGCGACCAAAACGUUAUUGACUCACAAAUUUCUCCUCUCCCCUUCGCUAUAUAACGUUGAAUUCGUGGAAAAAUCCGUACUGCAAACAUCUUGUCCGUGGAUCAACAUGAUUUUAUUCAAAUUUACAAGAAUAUAUAUAUAUAUUAAAAACGGAUUCCUCUCUGCGUUCCCGCGCAGAUAUUUAACGAAAUUUCGCUCCAAUUUACACGUAACAAUUUUACAAUAUUCACAACAUUUAAAAACUCGAUACUUUAUAUAUCACGCACGUUUAAAUAUUCUUAAAUUCGCUCGAGAAAAUCAAGAUCGCUUUAAACGAUUUAAAAUAUAACUAGCUAUUGGACAUCCUCGCGAUCUCAAUAUUAUCGAAUAAACAAGGGAAAAAGCAAGGCAAAAUCUUAACAACCACUUCUUCCGAAUCCAUUCGCCUCUCAAUCGUAUCGCGAUAUCUUAUCUCGAAUGCAUUGCAAAAUUGUAGAUACGGUUCGAUACUGGAAACGUUCGAAUUUCAUAUACGGUGGCCGAAACGGUGUGUAAUAAGUGGAGCACACAGAGAGAGAGAGAGAGAGAGAGGGAGGGACGAGGCACGGAGUAGAUGGCGGGUGGUGGCGAGGUGGUGCGUAAGCGUACACGUGACCGAGGAACGUGCCUCCUGGUGCACGUGGAGCCGAGCCACAUCCCCCUGGCGUCGGCCACCGCUCACUCGCCGAGCCUCGUGCUUUCAACCCUCUUUUGCUCGAGGCGGAGAAGAGGAACCUGUUCCUCUCAGUCAUCCUCGAGCCUCUUCGGGCUCUACGCGCGCGUCCAUCCUUCCUCGUCGAUUAUUCGCGGCAUUAACUUUGGUGAAACCUUCCUCCACCACGCGAACACCCGGUCUUCCGUCUCUGAUUUCUUUUUUUUUUUUUUUUCCUCUCUUCUUCCCCCCGUUUUAUUUUCACCCCACCGUGUUCUCGGUAUAUACUCGGUUGUAUAUUCGUAUAAGGAACGUAAGAAAGGGGACGUUCGGCUAAUAUUAAAUACAAUACAUAUAUAUAUGUAUAUGUAUAUUCGUGUGUAUAUAGUGCCGUCCACGAGUAUUUGGAUUUUGUAAAAGGAAAGGAGGGGGAGGGGGAUGGAGAAAGGAAAGGAAAAUUUUGAUAUCGCCUAUUUUAUUUAGACAUCGCCGAGUAGGAUAACGCCUGGUUUUCAUAAAUAUCGUGUUGUAAAGAUAUUGGAAUUGUAUUUUCGAUUAUCGAAUAAUUGAACGGUAAUUUUUUUUCUAAACGAUCUCGAAUAUUCUUUCUGUUUCUUCUUCGAUCGAUCGGUCAUUUAAUCCUCGUCUACGACCUUCUUCGUUUGAAUUGUAUUAUUUUAUAUCGUUCAACGAGAUUAAAAGAGAAAAAGAGGAAAGAAAAGUGACCAAAUACUUAUGGACAGUAGUGUAGCUUAUGUACACGAGCAUGCAUAUGUGUAUAUGUAUAUACAAACUAUAAUUGUAUGUGUAGCUAUGUAAAAUGCUAAUAUAUACAUGUGGGUGUAUACAUAUGUACAUAUGGAUAUAUAUGUACAUAUAAUACGUGCACGACAAGCCGAUUUGCUUUCUUAGAUCUUCAGCUGGUUUUGUCCUCACCUUGGACUACCGUGCUCCGAGAUUUUACCUUUGAUCUCUCGCGCGACUGUCUCUUAUUUUUAGUUAUCUAUAUCGUGAUGUACCGUGACGAAUUGUGAACACACGGAGGGUGAGAAUGAAGUGAACGGUGGAAAAUAUGGGGUUCGUAGCGGAGGUUCGUCGUGUGAUCAAUAAUUUCCAUUUCAAAAUUUUCCAAAACGCGGACGAGCGAGGGGUAGAAAAGUGUUGGAUCACUGUGUUCGAGAUGAUUCUUCUUCUAAAAUAUUCGAUAUGAUCUUCUUCCAUGGAAUUUUGUUUUCUCUAAAAAUUAAUUUUAAUUUUCUUUGAGAAAUAAGAAAAGAAAAUUCAAAAUCGCAGAAAUUCUCUCCCCUAAUUUGCGCAACGAGUUAAUAAUGAAUUUUCCUCCUCCUAUUCGCGGACAAUAUCGCGCUAAACGUUCAUCAUUUGUUAUUUUCUUCCUUCCGACAGAUCCAUUUGUCGAAGUGAAACAAAUUUUCCAAUUAAUUUCUUCCAUUUCCUUCUUCGACGACGAAUGUCGAACAUUUAACAAUAUCCAAGUUGAAUUUUGAUGAGAUCAGGACGGGAUGAAAAAUUUAUAGUCUGGUGAAACUGGCGUGGGCAGUACCGCGAUGUAUUAACAUUGGCCAGAGGUAUUGUUCCUUUCUCGAAGGCUUAGCUCGUCGGGUCCUUGGCGACUCUCGCAUGCCAUGCUUCUGUUCCUUCGAUUAACAUCAACGUAAUAUCCUGUAAUCGAGUCAGUCGGUGCCGUUUACAUUUCGUUUCAUUUUUCUUUCUUUUUCAAAUUUUCUUCUCGCGAGAACGCGCGCCAAUUUCAAUCUCUUCCGCCCGAAUCCAAAUAUUUUUUCGUAUAAACACGCCAAAGGAAUGCAGGAGUAAUAGUAUCGAUCUUCAACAAUUAGAGAAUUCUCUCGUCCGUAUAUAUAUAUAUAUAUAUAUUUAAUCUUCUUAAAAAAUUAAAAACACUUGCCACGAUUAUAAGAUCGCACGGAGACUUAGAAAUCGACUUUCUCAGACUUAGAAAAAAAUUCGAAUCUAAUAUUAAAAGGGAUUAUUUUUCCCCCGGGGCAGACUUCUCUUUGAAAAUAGAAAAUAGUAUUAACCUCUUUAUCCAAUAUGCAGAGAAUCAAAGAAGCAUCCAAAGUGUACGUAUAUUUCGAUUCAGUCCAGAGUCAAAAAUCAACCCGUUAAACCCGCUCUAACGACCAUGCUCCAAGUGUAACAGAACAAGUGGUGUUUGAACUGUGAACCGAAACAAUCUGUCCCCCAAUUUCGGGGGACGAAGUUGGUGGUUUUUUCGAUUAACGUCAACCUUUCGAGUCGACACGAAAGAACGGUACUUAAUAUAAACGGAUAGAAACGAAGCUGUGCUGCAAAUAUCAAGCAAGAGACUAGAUCAAAAAGAAAAAAGAAUAGAAAAACAUCGCGUCAAGUGGAAAAGGGAAAGGGAAUCCGGAAGGUUGUUGCAAACUGGCAAGAGAAGCGGGAGGAGGAUUCGAUAGGUCCGAAUGGGGAGCGAAGAAGGCGAUGGGAUGGCAAACGUGGAUGCCGCCGCUUCGUGGCAACAAUAUUACACCUGGUGCAACCCUUACUCGCACCCUCAUUCCCAUUCACACCCCCACGGGGCGGGCGCGGGCCAGCCGCACACCCACCCCCACCCCCAUCACUUCCAUCAUCCGAAUCACAUCAAUCAGUAUCAGCAGGCAGGUCAGUAUCAGCAACAAUCGGUGGCGGCAUCCACCGCCAACCCAUCCGCCCAUUAUUCCACCUCCCAGCAGUAUCAUCUGCAGUUGCAACCCGCCCAGACGCCACCCUUGCACCAACAGCAGCAAUUCCAUCCGGUUAGGGGGCAGCCAGCGCCUAGAAGAGCUGCACCUUACGACCGAACAGGAAAACAAGGCAAAGAUGGACCGGAAGAGAAAAAGGACGCUGAUGGAGAAUUAUGGGGCAACGUGGAAGCGCAGGCCGCCUUCCUCGGCCCAAAUCUAUGGGACAAAACUUUGCCCUACGAUGCCGACCUGAAGGUAUUGAACCAUUACGUCGAUCUCGACGAGUUUCUCUCCGAGAACGGUAUUCCCGUGGAUGGAGUGGCCGGCGGCGGACAAGGGACGAUGCAGAGCGGACAACUGCACAAAAUGAACAACACCGAAACACCAGGACACCAAGGUCCAGCCGGCCUCCACUUAGAGCCGGUCACCAAACGCGAGAGAUCACCCUCGCCGAGCGAGUGUUGCUCACCCGACACUAUGAACCCUCCCUCGCCCGCGGAUUCCAAUUCCGAGGACUCGUCACGAAUACAAUAUGGCUUGUCUCUUGUAGCGCUCUCGAUGGCCUCAUCGGGGCGAGACUUCGAUCCACGCACCCGGGCCUUCUCCGACGAGGAGCUGAAACCCCAACCGAUGAUCAAGAAAUCACGGAAGCAGUUCGUUCCGGAUGACCUGAAGGAUGACAAAUACUGGGCGCGUCGUAGGAAGAAUAACAUGGCAGCGAAACGAUCACGGGAUGCACGUCGCAUGAAGGAGAACCAGAUCGCUCUCAGGGCCGGCUUCCUCGAGAAAGAAAAUAUGGGUCUACGACAGGAACUGGACCGGUUAAAGAACGAGAACAUGCUGCUGCGUGACAAGCUGAGCAAAUACACGGACGUCUAACAGUGCGCCGGGCAAGCAACAGCUCGUCGUGGUAUUAAAAAAGAUGCAAACACGAGCGUUUGUUGUGCCAGCUCCUCCCACACACUAUAGUCGCAGCACUUAGGUUUUUCGCCAGUUCGGAUGAAAGAAGAGUUAAAAAGAAAAAAAAAAGAAAAAAAACGAAAAAAAAGAAGAAGAAGAAGAAGAAGAAGAAGAAAAGAAAGGAGCGCGCCGAAUCGCAAGACCAUCCUCGACGAAUUCGAACAAACCUACCCCCCUCCCCCCUUUUUUCCUAGACGAUCCCCGAAGAUAUUCUCCUUCGACGAAACUUCUUCUAUUCACACCACAUCUUUUCCUCUUCUUUUCUUCUCCCUUCAUACACAGACACACGUAUAUAUUUCUUUUAAUCCGUUCCCCCCUUCUCAGUUCCCCCUUUUUUCCCCAGUGCUCCUUUCUCCCUUCGAAAUUCACCUUACCCCUCAAAAAAAAAAAAAUGUACAUAGUUAUAUGUAUAGUUAGAUUAUAUAUAUAUAUGUAUACAUGCGCGCGCGCGCAUACAUACACGGCCGUGUGUAUGUCUGUGUCUGUAAAAGUAUGACUCUGUGCGCACGUGUACCACGCGCGACCGCAUGCACACGUGUAUGUAUUUAUAUAUACGCGUAUUAUUACAUACCAAGAGGUGUAUAGUCGGGUAUAUUAACUUCGCUGCAACGCAUUAUCAAGCAUUAUAUGUAUACACAUAUAUACAAGAAACGCGUUACGUAUAUAUCUAUAUACAUAAAAAAAAAGGAGACAUACGCAUACACGUAUACACGCGGAGCAGCAGACCGUGAAUUAGUUUAGUGUGCGUGCCAGAUGAAUAAUGUAUAAACAACAUGUGUACAGGUAUUCAUCACGAGACACUUGGAAACUUUUCCUUUUACGCGAAGCAUGUUAAUCAGUCAAGUGAAUUUCAGCUUUCAAUCGAACGUAAAGAGAUUUAACAAUCGACUCUCUGGUGCCUCUCGAGGGGAUGACAAAUUAAUUUGUACCAUGUUGUCGAAAGAAAUUAAGUUAAUUCGUAGAACUGGAGACAUUCGAAUUAUCGAUGUUUUGAGUGUAACAGCAAUAUAUGUAUAAUAUCCCUUCUAUCUUUCAACGAAUCGUUGUAUUUUUAUUUAAAAACGCGUUAUAUUAUUUAUAUUAUUCAUAAAGAGCCCACCUGAAGUUAGUUCUAAGAGAUUUUUUUUUUUUUUUUUAACGAAGAAGCGAUUGAAAUAACAAGUUGAAUAUUUUCUUCCGGUGAAAUGAAAGGAAAAGCUAUUAUAUAUGAUAUUUAUCGGUAAAAGUGUCUCAACUGUACCAAAAACAUCUGGCAUCUACGCGAUAACUGCCUCAUAAACUGAGCUGGAGCUAAUUAGGAUAAUACAUAAGUGAAAGAGAUGUACGAAAGCACAGACAGGCGCGCGUAUGAAUGAUCAAUAGUUGGAAAAGAAAAAAAAAAUGGCCGCAAGCGGUCCUUACGCGGCUAUUUAAAUCACGCGCUGACUCUCGAGCUUUUGUUUGGUUCUUGUACAAUGCGGCCCUCAGGAUCUGAUUGCGGAUAAAUUCUUGAUCCGACGUUUUUCUCGUUAAUCUUUAACGUUUUUUGAACGGCCCUAAAGAUUUUAAGAUUCAAGUACAAUAACUAGCAUUAUUGUACCUCGACAUGGUCUUGAAACAUGUCAUGAGUUUAAAAGAUUGUCCAGUGAAUAUCGGUUGUAAAAAAAUUUUUCUAAUUUUAAUUCGUCGGAGAAUUAAGGGAAGAACGGGAAAGGAAAGAAUUAUCCGUAAUCGGUAAUUUGUUAAGAAAAAGAAGAAUGAGGAAGAAAAAAAAGGAUAAAUUAAGAACGAAGGAUAUUUGGGAGAACGACGCUUUUCUGCGCACGGACUAGAUCCUAGUUCUCUAAGAAACGUUAAUUACUGUAGCGUAUCCCACAAGUGGUGAUGGUACACACACAAGUGAUUCUAGUUGUUUUUAUCGUAAGGUAGAGAUCAAGUGCUUCUUUUUUUUUUUCAUACAUAACGUUUUAAUCUCUCUCUUCUCUCUGUAGCGUUUCGUUUUUUCGACGCUCGGUUGUAUGACAGUUGAUAAAUCGCUCGAAGGGCUACACGAUGUCUCGAGUACGGGGAAAGCGUCGCGACGCAUCUUCUAUUAUCGUUUUAUCGUAUUUCGACACGGUUGAUGGCUCGUCGAACAAUGGAUUUUCAUUAUCUUUUUGUUUCUUUUUUUUUUUUUUUUAUGUUUCUUGUUAUUUGUAAAUAUUUUUAAUAUCUAUGACUAUUAAUUUUUUAUUAGUUACUAUUAGUUUUUUUUUUAUUGCAAGAUACAAUUGCAUAAAUCAAAAUUCUAAAGAAUUAUAAUGUAAUGAUCACGAUCAUUUUUUAAAAUAUUAAAAAUACUUUUUUUACUGAUAAAAAAAAAAGCAAUCGAAAUUGCAAGUUCCAUUGUUAAUGACGCCACGACAAGGGUUACUUAUGUAAAUGAUCAUUGAAGUAAAUUGCAUUAAAAGGGCUCCCCUUACAGGACAAGAACAAAUAAUGUAUAUCUCUGUUCGUAGUUGCUUCCUCUUGUCUGACAAAGAAAAAAGAAAUUCUGAAUAAAAAAAGUUAAUCAUGAGCAAAGCCCACUCAUGCGCCUUUCAUGGAUAAUACACAUGCGACUAAUAUUUUAUGUACUGUUGGUGCGCUAAAUAAUAAGCGAUUCUGCUCGUUGCAACGCUCAGUGACAAUAAUCGAGUAUAAUUAUUAUAUACACAUGUUUUUUAGCACUUUUUGCGAUGUGAAAUCGGCAUUAAAAGUAUAUUCCCAGUAAAACUUUUUAUAUUGCGCCUAUUAUUCAUUUACAUUAUUGAUUUAUUAUUUUAUCAUUUUAAUUAGUUUUGUUUUAGAACCCGUGAUAACACAAAUUCUUGAAGAGCUUAUAAUAUAUAUAUAUAUAAAAUAUAUAUAUAUAUAUAUAUUACUAUCAUAUAUACGUGUAUAUUUGUAGACUUAUAAAAAAAAAGAAUUAAUUUUAUAGAAAGCUUUGUUAAUGACAGAUUCGCUUUUAAACCGCCAGUUUUUUUAUACAGCAAUUGUGUUUUAGUUAAAAUAUAUACAUUCUGUACAUUUGUUUCUUUACUUUUGUAACCAUGCGUUGAAAUUUCAUAAAAUCAACCGUACUUUACAAUUGUAAAUUUUAGUUGGAUACAAAAUCUAUGUAUGAUUAAUCGUGUCAACGUUAUAAAAAUUAUUUUAUGCCUUGUUAUUAUAUUAUAUAUAUAUAUAUAUAUAUUUUUUUUUUCUUUUUCUCGCCGAGAUUUUAUGUACGUUGUGUAAUAUGAAAUUUUGUGUAGUGUAAGUACGCGGGUAAAUCUCGUACUGCAAAAAGAAAUUGCACGUAAAUUGCUUUUUCAAUUUAGACUCAUAAUUCGAUCAUAGUAAAAGACGAUUAGAGAAUUUGUUUGAACAUAUACACUUUAACUUAACUGCGAAAAAAAAAAUUAAAAACAAAAGUAAAAAAAAAAAAAAAUGAUUCGUAAAUAUUGCAAACGUAAUGCAUUGUAAACUCCAUGCAUAAAAAAAAACAUGAUAAAAUUAGAUAUGAUAUGGAUUAACGAAACAAUACCAUGCAUGGUGCAUUUCCGCAUUCAUUGUUCAAUCAUACAUGAAAUACGUCGCUUUUGGCAUGCAGCCUAAUUAACUAAAACAUAAACAAAACUCAUUAGAUUAUAAUAGAUGCAUCGAAGGCUAUUUAAUAUUGUGAAUAAUGGGCAGAAAUUCGAUUUACACGCGCGAACAAAAAAAAUUUUUUGUAUUUCAUAAUCGCCAAUGAUAGCAUCUAGAGAAAUUGCAACAAAGCCAAGCAUUUUUUCUUUUCUUAUUAUUAUAAUUUUUGCGUUGACAGUCGUCCGAUGAUGUAAAAAGAAAGAAAGGAAAUCGAGAAAGAAAGAGACAUACUGUUUCUCGAAGAUUGAUAUUUGUAUAAGUACCUUCUAGUACAAGUUGCUAUUAAUUAAACUACGUCGUAGCUUUCUAAGGCCGGUCUUGGAUCUCGGCACAAUUUUCAAACAAUGACAAAACGAGGAAGCGCAAUAGUGUUUGUUGGUUAUCUAAACAAAAAUAAAAAAAAAAAUCAGAUUCCACGUACACAAUCGUGUGCGCGGUAUACUGCAGUCCAAGAAUAGUUUAUAAAAUAAAAAGAAAAAAAAAAUAAAGAGAAAAAAAUGUCAUAAAGAAAUCGUAGCAAAAAAAUUAGAGAACACGGUAGACACAACUGACAGCUUUGCUCCAAUUAGAAUUUAAUGACAAUGAUAAAAUGAAAAAAAAAAAAAAAUGAAAAACUAAAAAAAAGCAACACAAUGAAAAAAGUUUAAGUGACGUUACCGCGUCCAUUUAAUGACCAUCCGAUCCAUACGAAACGAAAAUAUGAAAAAAAACAGUACACGCGAGAAUUAAAAUACGACCACCAACAUCAAAGUGUAUCACAUUUCGAGAAAUAUAUGUAUUUGUUAUUGUUUUCAUUGAA
This is a messenger RNA of Apis cerana (Asiatic honeybee), 9247 nucleotides long. Its product is annotated as PAR-domain protein 1. Lineage: Eukaryota; Metazoa; Arthropoda; Insecta; Hymenoptera; Apidae. Gene Ontology annotation, molecular function: DNA-binding transcription factor activity, RNA polymerase II-specific; RNA polymerase II cis-regulatory region sequence-specific DNA binding. Gene Ontology annotation, biological process: regulation of transcription by RNA polymerase II. The record is from RefSeq and is a predicted model, not a curated record. Gene Ontology annotation, cellular component: nucleus.